CCUCUGAAAACAAGCAGUGAGAGAAGCUGACGCAGUUUGCUGUAUUUUAAACAACAAUCAAAGGGAGUUAACAAGGAAGAACAUGGCAACAGCCAACAGUCUCCUCUCUGAAGAUCAGCUUCUGUGCUCCAUCUGUCUGGAUGUGUUCACUGAUCCAGUCACCAUACCAUGUGGACACAACUUCUGCAAGAGCUGCAUCACACAACACUGGACUGUCAAUGUCCACAUUCAGUGUCCCAUGUGUAAAGAGCCUCUUAGCAGAAGACCUGAACUUCGAGUCAACACUUUUAUAUCUGAGAUUGCAGGUCAGUUCAGACUGUCAGCUCAACAUGAAGCCAGCAGCAGCAGUUCAAUGCAUCAUGGAGACAAAGCAGGAGAAGUUCUGUGUGACGUCUGCACGGAAACCAAACUGAAGGCUGUGAAGUCCUGCCUGGUGUGUCUGACCUCCUACUGUGAGACUCACCUGGAGUCUCAUCAUGGAACACCAGGUCUAAAAAGACAUCAGCUGAUGGGUCCAGUGAAGAACCUGGAAGACAGACUGUGUAAGAAGCAUGACAGACCUCUGGAGCUGUUCUGUCAGACUGAUCAGGUGUGUGUUUGUCAUUUCUGCACUGAGUCAAAUCACUGGAGGCAUGCUACUAUUCCUCUGAUUGAAGAAUAUCAGCAACAGAAAGCUAAACUGCAGAAGACAGAGACUGAAAUACACCAGAUGAUCGAGGAGAGACGACUGAAGAUGGAUCAGAUCAGAGAGUCAGUGAAGCUCAGUAAGGAGGAGGCAGACAGAGAGACAGCAGCCAGUGUGCAGGUCUUCACUGCUCUGAUCCAGUCUGUAGAGAGAGGUCUGGCUCAGCUCACCCACAUGAUCGAAGAGAAGCAGAAAAGCACAGAGGAACAGGCUGAAGGCUUCAUCAAGGAGCUGGAAGAGGAAAUCUGUGAGCUGAUGAAGAGAAGCUCUGAGGUGGAGCAGCUUUCACACACUGAAGACCAGCUCCUCUUCCUCCAAAGCUUCCCGUCUCUGAACCCUGCUCCUCCCACCAAAGACUGGACUGAGGUCAGAGUUCACUCUUCAUAUGAGGUGACUGUGAGGAGAGCUGUGGCUCAGCUGGAGGAGACACUCAGGGAAGAGGCAAAGAAACUCUGUGCUGAAGUGGAGCUGAAGGGGUUCAGGAGGUUUGCAGUGGAUGUGACUCUGGAUCCUGACACAGCGAAUCCCUAUCUCAUCCUGUCUGAGGAUGGGAAACAAGUCAGUCAUGGAGACAUAAAACAGAAAAUUCCAGAUAGCCCAGAGAGAUUUUCCUAUUAUUCUGUUCUUGGAAAGCAGGGCUUCUCUUCAGGCAGGCUUUACUAUGAGGUUCAGGUUAAAGACAAGAUUGACUGGACUGUAGGAGUGGCCACAGAGUCCAUCAACAGGAAGGACUCCUUCAAAAUUAUCACUAAGAAACACCUCUGUGCUAUAUGUUUCAGAAGAGCAAAGUACCAGGUUGUUGCCUCUACAAACCAUAUCUCCCUGAAGUCAAAGCCUGAGAAGGUAGGGGUGUUUGUGAACUAUGAGGAGGGUCUGGUCUCCUUCUACGAUGUACAUACUGCAGCUCUCAUCUACUCCUUCACUGGCUGUAACUUCACAGAGAGAAUCUUCCCAUAUUUCAAUCCCCGUCACAAUGUUGAUGGUGAAAACUCCUCUCCCCUGAUCAUCUGUCCUGUCACUACACAGUAAGAACAUGGAAUCUUGGGUAACUCUGGGAACACAACCAACCAACUUCCACAGUAUGUUUUAUUAUUGUUUCUUCAUGUGUAUACAUUUUUCUAGAGUUUGCUGAUUUAGGUUUAUCCCAAACUGGAUAAACUGCACAUAAAUAUGUAUUUUUAAUCUUUUUUUUCUUAGUUGGAAAGUACUUUGACUCAACAUUUAGUGAUUUAAAUGCGCCAAUUAAAUAAUGGUGGCUUGACUUAACUUGAUGUGCUUUGCUAAAAAAAAAAAAAAAAAAAGGAGCAGCAGUGUGGAUGAUAAGUAACCCAUAAACCAAUACACAUACAUGUGCCAGUAAAAAAAAAAAUCUAUCAAUAAACAAAGGUAGGGACCAGUAUGUUUAAAUUCUGUAUCCCACCAUCAUCAGUGAAGAUAAUCCAGGAAGUUCUUUUGCUUUUCAUUCAGAAGAAAUACCUUUAAAAUUCUUUCUGGGAGUGCUGGAUUUAUGUUAGUGUUACUGUUUUUUUUUUGUUGUUGUUGUUUUUUACCUGAGAGGACAAAAAUUCAUGUCCUGUAAUCCUUUGUCACAGAUGCUAAAUUGUCUGUAUUGAAUAUUAUGAAUAGCAUGUGUGCAGAGCUGCAAAUUAUGUGUAUAUUUUAAGAGGAAAACUUACCGUGGUACUCCUUGUCAUACACUUUCAAUGGUAGACUAAAUUUACGAAAGAACUGUACAUAUAUAUAACUUUGAGGUACUUUCAUCAUUGAAAUUGCCUUUUGCACACUUCUGUUGUAGUCUUGUUUUGUUGCACAUUACUAUUUGCAUUAUGCCACACAGGAGGUUUUUACUUGACAUAUUACACUUAUUGUACAUUUUGCAUUUUAUAUUUUUUUAUUGUCUAUUUUUGCUUAUUUAUUGGUUUUUAUGGUGGUGGUAACUUUAUCUUUGUGCUGUAACAACCAAAUUUCCCCUUGGGGAUAAUCAAGUAUUUCUAUCUAUCUAGCUAUUUUCAUUUUAUGCUACUUCAUACCUGCACUUCCCUACAUUUUACAGUUAAAUAUUGUAUUUUCUAUUCCACUGCAUUUAUCUGACAGCUUGAAGAUUUUACACAGUGGACAAGAUAACAAGCUUUAAAAACACACUGAAAGAUUAAACCAGUGGUUUUGAACAUUUUGGCUUCUUCAAAAAAUCGGUGUGAAGUCAGCCUCACAUUUUAGAUGUCAACUUCAACAAACAGUGAUUUUUCCCUCUAAACUUUUCACACGAUUAAUUUCAAUAAAUGUUCCAAUGAUCAAAUGUCUCAUCAAAAAUGUAAGAUUCGAGAAAAGAAAUGAAGACAAUAUAAGAAAAUGUUUUUCUUCUUUCCUCUCACAUUAAUUCUGUGAUGAGCCCUCAAAUCUACCUUCUGUCCCUGUUUAUGAAGCUGAGCAUAAAGUAGUUCAAAGCUGCAGCAGCUACAACAGGAACAUGCUGCUGACACAUGAAUGCUUAAUAAUCUAAUGGUGUUAUAUAUAAUAAUGCAUCAGUCAAACCAGGGCUUUUAUUUUCUUACUUUAAAUACAAUUUACUACUGAUAUUUAUGUACUUUUUCUAAAGUAGUACUUUUCCUGAAGUGCAGGAUGUGAACACUUCUUUCACCGCUGUAUAAUUGAAGCUGUUGUUAUUUACUAGUUGUGGGAGUGGGGGAGUGGAUGUUCUCUCCUAUUAUGUUUAGAACUUCAGGAAUGAUGUUAUUUUCAGUGCUGCAUCCGUUUGAACAUCCGUCUAGAGUCUAGAGUUAAGGACACAGGUACAUAACUGUUUUUGUGGAGGUGGAGGUGUGUGUGCAGGUGUAGAAAAGAGACCUUUUUUUUGUUGACACUUGGAGCUUUUGUUGAAUGCAAUAAAGGUACUGGUGUGAGCCCUUUCACGUCACCAGGACGUCACAGUUUAAGUUCACGUUGCUGUGGAGUUAUUGGACCUUAACAUGAAGGCAGAAUGCCAGAGCCUGAAAGUUCUGAAUGUUAUUUAUUUUUUGUAUCAAUUUAAAGGAAAUUGAUGGGACAUUAAGCUAAACAUCUGCACUGGGACUGUCUAGAGACUCUAAAUUAAAAAGAUAUUAUGGGGGGGUGAGUAAAGAGAAAACUCAGGCAGAUGAAAAUGCAGUACUUUUAAGCUGUGCACUGACAAAAUAGUCAGUAAAAAUCGCUGAACUCAUGAUAAUAAAAUGUGUUGCAUACGUCA
Molecule: messenger RNA, 3908 nt
Organism: Stegastes partitus (bicolor damselfish)
Lineage: Eukaryota; Metazoa; Chordata; Actinopteri; Pomacentridae
Product: E3 ubiquitin-protein ligase TRIM41-like
Exons: 2
Coding region: 83-1714 (543 amino acids)
Molecular function (GO): protein binding; zinc ion binding
Source: RefSeq, a predicted model, not a curated record